CGGCUUCCGAAUCCCGCGGCUUAUCAUUUAAGCGAAAGCAUCGCCGGUCUUCGCCCCGGUGUUGAAACGACUUUCUCCGACUUCAGGAACACUCUGAACUCUUGUCCAACGUCUUACACGAAUCUAUUUACAUAAGUUGACAGUUCAGGUCACGGCCAUUUUGGUCUCAUCACAUCGGUUCAAUCAGUCGGAUCAUUACCUACCGCCACAAUGUCUCCUCAAUCCCUCAAGAUCGCAGUCAUCCCUGGCGACGGCAUCGGCGUCGAGGUCAUGCCAUGGGGUGUCAAGAGUCUCGAAGCCGUCGCCAAGAUCUUCGGACUUACACUGAAGUUUGAAUGGUUCGACUUUGCCAGCUGCGCAUACUACCAUAAACAUGGGCAGAUGAUGCCUUCUGACUGGAAGGAGAAGCUUCUCAAGUUUGACGCAAUCUACUUCGGCGCUGUGGGCAUGCCAGACCAAGUUCCCGACGAUGUCUCUCUCUGGGGGAGCUUGCUUAAGUUCCGCCGCGAGUUUGACCAAUACAUCAACCUGCGUCCCUGUCGUCUGAUGCCCGGCGUCACCUCUCCUUUGGCCAAUCGGAAGCCAGGCGAUAUCGACUUCUGGAUUGUUCGUGAGAACACCGAGGGCGAGUACAGCAGUAUUGGCGGCAAAAUGUUUGAGGGAACCGACCGGGAGACUGUUAUCCAAGAAACCGUCAUGACUAGGGUUGGUGUUGACAGAGUUCUUCGUUAUGCAUUCGAUCUCGCUCAAAGCCGUCCUCGCAAGCGUCUCACAAGUGCUACCAAGAGCAAUGGCAUCAGCAUAUCCAUGCCUUAUUGGGACUCUCGCGUGGUAGAGAUGGCGAAGAACUACGAAGAUGUCAAGGUUGACAAGUACCACAUCGAUAUCCUUACUGCCCACUUUGUACAACGCCCAGACAUCUUUGACGUUGUCGUUGGAAGUAAUUUGUUCGGCGACAUUCUUUCGGAUUUGGGACCUGCUUGCACAGGUACUAUUGCCAUUGCUCCUUCAGCAAACAUCAACCCAGAUGGCAAGUUUCCUAGCUUGUUCGAGCCGGUACAUGGCAGCGCACCCGACAUCGCCGGGAAAAGCGUUGCCAAUCCUGUUGGCAUGAUCUGGGCUGGUCAGAUGCUGCUCCAACACUUUGGCUUUACGGAUGCUGCAAACUUGGUGCUCAGGGCCAUUGAGAAUGUGCUGGGACGUGCAGAAGCCGCGGUUUUGACACCAGAUAUGAAGGGCUCAGGCAGCACGACUGCGUUUGGAGCAGCAAUUGCGGCGGAAAUCGUGGCACUGGGGGAGAGAAAGUAAGCCGAGCGCGCUGUUUUCGUUAUGUCGUGGGGACAGAAACAUUUACGGGUAACUGGAGUCUAAAGAAGACAUGUCUUGAAGUCGAGUAAUUAAAAAUGUUCGGCUUGGACAACUAGGUCAAGAUCAAUAAGGAAAAUGAAAGAUUGCACUUGAAGCUCAAGUCAAAGUAGCGGAACAUUGAGAGUUACAAGUAACGAUCUUCUGCAACUUUCAAUAUACAUGUGUUUCGGGC
Messenger RNA from Colletotrichum acutatum, 1540 nucleotides. Its product is annotated as D-malate dehydrogenase. The transcript has a single exon. Lineage: Eukaryota; Fungi; Ascomycota; Sordariomycetes; Glomerellales; Glomerellaceae. The record is from RefSeq and is a predicted model, not a curated record. The coding region runs from base 211 to 1308 and encodes 365 amino acids. Gene Ontology annotation, molecular function: NAD binding; magnesium ion binding; oxidoreductase activity, acting on the CH-OH group of donors, NAD or NADP as acceptor.